Molecule: messenger RNA, 1928 nt
Organism: Podarcis lilfordi (Lilford's wall lizard)
Lineage: Eukaryota; Metazoa; Chordata; Lepidosauria; Squamata; Lacertidae
Source: the annotation of a GenBank genome assembly
GAGCCCCAGGCCAUUUCAGAUGACCAUCCUGGAAUGUGCGUGAAUCGGAGGGGGGCAGGAGACGGGAUGCUCAGCCAACUUGAACAUAUUGCUUAGGGUCUGCCUCCAGGACUAUGGAUGAUGCUGAAGUUCUUAAAAAGAGAGGCUACAUCAUGGGGAUCAACCUCGGAGAAGGGUCUUACGCCAAGGUGAAAUCGGCCUACUCGGAUCGGCUGAAGUGCAACGUGGCUGUCAAGAUCAUCGACAAGAGGAAGGCUCCUCGGGACUUCUUGGAGAGGUUCCUCCCCAGAGAGAUAGAGAUGCUGGCCAGGGUGAAGCACCCCGGCAUCAUCAAGACCUAUGAGAUCUUUGAGACCUCCGACGGCAAAGUCUACAUCGUGACGGAACUGGGCGUGCAAGGAGACUUGCUGGAGUUUAUCAAGAAGAGAGGAGCCAUUCCUGAAGACGUAGCCCGCAAGAUGUUCUACCAGCUCGCCAGCGCCAUCAAGUACUGCCACGAGCUGGACAUUGUCCACCGGGACUUGAAAUGCGAGAACCUUCUUCUGGACAAAGAAUUCAACAUCAAACUGACGGACUUUGGCUUUUCCAAGAGAGUCGCCCGCGACGAAGAUGGCAGGGUGGUCCUCAGCAAGACUUUCUGCGGUUCGGCAGCCUACGCGGCCCCGGAAGUGCUGCAAGGCAUCCCUUACCAGCCAAAGGUUUACGACAUAUGGAGCUUGGGGGUGGUCCUGUUCAUCAUGGUGUGUGGCUCGAUGCCUUACGAUGACUCGAACAUUAAGAAAAUGCUCAAGCUACAGAAGGAGCACCGGGUACAUUUCCCCCGGUCCAAAGUGCUAUCGGUCGAAUGCAAAGAUCUCAUUUACCGCAUGCUCCAACCCGACGUCUCCCGCCGACUCUGCAUCGAUGAGGUUUUAAUGCAUGUGUGGAUGCAGGACCAGAGAUCCGCUUCGGACACCACGCUCAUGAAGUCGGGGGAAUGCUCCCACCACCAUAAUCAGAUAAGGGCCAUGUUUGGGAAGGAGUCGUCGGGGCCGGAGCCUUCGGACAACGAGCAAAUUCUCCAGGAAGAAAGGCAUGCAGACUUGGAUGUCCUCUCUGACAAGAUGCAAAGGACUUGUCUUUGAAAAAUCCAGCAGCCCAGCGACAAGCAGAGGUGAAUAGGACAGUGGGUUUCUGUAGCACCGCCAGUUCCAGAGACCUCUUUAAAGACUACGUCCUGAAAACUUUUUUUGGAAAGAGAUAAAAACAAUUUGGGAGGCAUUUUCUUUUCUUUUCUUUUGGUCAACAUCAAGUCCUUUCAGAUUGUUGUUGGCCACAGGAGCCAACAACAUCUGCACCUCUCGACAUUUGCAAGAUGCACAAUGUUGGAUGGAGAGGGAAUAGAUUUUUCUCACCCUUUUUUAAUCCUCUAUAAACAAACGCACCAUGCAGCUUAAAGCGCUCUUAUACCACUUCAACAAUCAUGGAGGGUCCUGGGAUCUGUCAUUUGCUAAGGAUGCCGGGGGGUUAGUUCCGUGAGGUCAGCACCCUUAACCAACAACAGUUCCCAGGAUCCUUUGGGGUGGAGAGGAGCCAUGACGGUAAAAGUGGCCUAAGAGCGUUUUCAAAAUGGGUGGCGUAGAUGUGACUUUUGCCAUGUCCUGAUGAGUCUUGGCCUGAUACACCUUCCAGGUUGGUACCUGCUACUCGUGAGAUCUAAAACAUAGCUUCAAAGAGACCCGCCUGCUGUAGCACCUGCUGUAGUUUUUUUCUGCAAUGAUGAGCAGCUGCAAACCCUUUGAACUGUCUGCGUCUGUGAUGGCAACUUCUGCCACGGAAGGUACACACACAUAAGGUAUCUGUGCUGAAGUUCCACGUAAGAAAUCAGUCCCAGUGAAAUUAAGGUUAUAGAAAAUCCAGAUCCAGUAAAACUAUAAUCUUAAACUCUC